Messenger RNA from Eleginops maclovinus (Patagonian blennie), 3438 nucleotides. Its product is annotated as monocarboxylate transporter 7. Gene Ontology annotation, molecular function: monocarboxylic acid transmembrane transporter activity. NCBI's taxonomy places the organism in Eukaryota, Metazoa, Chordata, Actinopteri, Perciformes, Eleginopidae. The record is from RefSeq and is a predicted model, not a curated record. Gene Ontology annotation, biological process: monocarboxylic acid transport; transmembrane transport. Gene Ontology annotation, cellular component: plasma membrane.
UACAUCUUUUUUCAUUCUUAAGUAUAUUGUAUAUGACAUUGUUUGAGGAGCCUUGGAUCUAAGAUGUAUAGCCAUUGAUUAUAGGCCUAUAAAUGUAAUAUAGCAUAAAAUGUUUUUUUCCAGUUAUAGGCACCGCAUAUUCCUUACCACUCUCCCAAUGACAGACUAGGUGAGCAUUUAUGGUUGAGAUAAACUACAGGGACACUUUGAAUUAAUGUAAAGGAUGUAAUCAAAGAGUUCGUUGAGGAGCUGAUAGAUGUGUAGUUUCCCAACCAGUCAGACAGUGUCGCCACAUCUGGGAAAGGUUGUGGAGUUUAUUGCUCAAACACAGGACGAACAUGAACCCAACCAACAACUCUGCCCCCUACAGUUAAAACAGGGGCUAUGGGGGGGCAGUCAUAUAUGUGUGUCGAAAACUGGCUUAAACCAGAUCUUUUUAACCCUACUUACACCCCCACCCAUGCCGGUCGCCUAGGGAGUGUGUUCAGUCCAUGAGCAUGUUGGCACGCGGACAUAUGCACGUGAAAUAUGUGAGAAAUAAAGUUCAGUAGGUCACUUCAUUUGAGACACGUCGCCGAUUUCAGCGGCGACAAAAGAAGGAAGAAACUAGCGACACACAGGGCAUGGCUCUGUGUGGUGUCAAGAGGGUGCGUUUCUUGGGGCCCAAUGUGUACCAAGAAGCCCCUGAUGGAGGCUGGGGGUGGAUGGUGGCCAUCGCCUUCUUUGUGGUGGAGGUUUUCACCUACGGCACCAUCAAGAGCUUUGGCAUUUUCCUCCAGGACCUCAUGGAGGAGUUUGGCGAGACCAACACUCGGGUCUCCUGGAUUGUAUCUAUCUGCGUAUUCGUCAUGACCUUCAAUGGUCCUCUCUCCUCUGUGAUGACGAGCCGCUGUGGGUUCCAGCCUGUUGUUAUGCUCGGAGGAUUACUUAUCGCCACCGGUACCAUCGCAACCAGCUUUACCAGCUCCAUCAAUCAAAUGUACAUCACAUAUGGAUUAGUAGCAGGUCUGGGCUACUGCUUGACCUUCCUCCCCACGGUGACCAUCCUCUCACAGUAUUUCACCCGGCGGCGGUCUCUGGUCACAGCUGUGGCUUCCACUGGAGAGUCGCUGUCCAUGUUUGCCCUCGCACCAGCCUUUUCUGCAUUGAGGGACCGUAUUGGCUGGAGACACACCAUGGCAGUAAUAGGAGCUUUGCAGAGCACCAUCAUCAUCUGUGGAGCUCUGCUUCGGCCGAUCAUUAUCAAACCCAAAGCGACCCGAGAGACAGAGGACGCUGGAUCGUCACCGAAGGAGCUGGAAGCCCUUGGUUCACCGGUGAAUGUAGAGGAUAUAAACCCACAGGACUCAACUACCUCAAAUGCACAGAAUACCUCCGACAGUACGGACAACAAGCUCAGCCAAACCUCUGUGAACACCGGAGAAUCUGGAGUCCAGUCUAUAAAGGAAACAUAUGACAGCAAUACAGAGGAGAAGACUUUACUGCAGAAAGGAGAGAAUAAAUCUGUGGAAAAUGGUAAAGCCAAGACCGGAGAAUUUGAAUCUGGGGAGAAACAGUGCAGAGAUGCCGAAAAACAAAUCGUGCAAGCUGAGGAAAUAAAAUCAGGGGAGGAACAAACGUCCACAAAGAAUUCAAAACUGAUAGAUUUCUCCAUCCUCAGAGAGUGCAGCUUCAUUCUCUACUCUAUGUUCGGGCUGUUCGCCACGCUGGGCUUCUUCGCUCCGCCGCUCUACAUCAUCGAGCUGAGCGUGAGUCGAGGCGUGGAGCGGAGCCACGCCGCCUACAUGCUCUCCACCAUGGCAGUGGCGGAAAUAUUAGGGCGGUUCUCCAUCGGUUGGAUCCUGUCUCGGGAGCGGUUCAGGAACAGGAAGCUGAUGGUGCUGCUGGUGUGUGUGAUCUCCAUGACCGUUGAUCUGUUGGGAUUUACUCUGGUGACGGAGUUCUACGGCCUGGCGGUGUGCUGCGCUUUCUUCGGGUUCUUUAUGGGAACGAUAGCUUGCACACACAUCCCGAUGCUGGCGGAGGACGAUGUGGUGGGAAUAGAGAGGAUGUCCUCGGCUGCCGGGGUCUACGUGUUCAUACAGAGCUUUUCUGGGCUGGCUGGACCCCCGCUGGGAGGUUUGCUGGUGGAUUUGACUCAGAACUACGGAGCCGCCUUCUACUCCUGCGCAGCCGGCUUGGGAGUCAGUGCCGUGUUCCUGGGUUUGGUUCUCGCUAAGAAAGGAUAUCUCUGUCGAAGGAAGGACUCAAAACGCGCUGAAGAAGUAUAUGAACGCAAGGAAGAACAAAGCGCAGUGAACAAUUCGGACAAAAGACCAGACGGUGCUCAGGACUCCUCUGAAACGACGGAGGCCAGUGCAGAUGUUCAGGAGGUUAUACGUUUUGCUUAAGCUGAUAAAGGUUUUAAGAAGAUCAAGCCAUAUGAAUGUGAAAGGCAAAUAAAGACAGUAGCUAGCAAGUGCUGAAGACCAGAAGUGUUUAUGAUCGGCCAACUCUUACAUCACGAUGCAAAUCAAUUGUACCUCAGGACUGGGCGAUAUGAAGUAAAUUAAAUAUCUCAAUAUUCCAGACCGAAUACCUCUAUCGAUUGUGACAGACAACACAAGUCUCGUAUCACUGUAACGAUAAAAUAAUUAUACAUAAGCCCAGCCCUAAUUGUACCUAACAGUGUUUCAUAAUUAUCUAUGCUAUUAAAUUAGGUUUAAGUAAGUAACAGUUUGUCGGGGCCCAGUUAUGCUCUUUUGGGUUUCCCUUUCCUGUAGUGUGCUAUAUAUACACUCUUGUCUCCAACACAUUGUACCUGAUAGGGUAAGGGGCGGGACAUCUCUAAGCGGUUGAUCAAUCACAAUAGAGCCGGCCAGCUAACCAAUCAGAGCAGACUGGGCUCUGGUUUCAGACAGAGGGUGAAAAGAGGUGCUGCAGCAGAGGCAGUAUGAGAAAAAUAAAGAGCUUUUUGAACAUUAAAGCAUGGAGACAUGUCACAGUGGAGACACAAAAUAUAAAUCUGAACCUGAAAAUGUGCAGAAUAUGUCCUCUUUGAUGAAGUCAUGCUUUACAAACGACGGUGUGGGGUGUGUCUGAAUGUGUUUAACGAUGGACCGCGAGUGAUGCUCUGUUAAUGGACGUUCCUCAGUUCUUUAUAUUCUUCGAGUUAAACUGAAACUUGAACUAAUUACCUGCUGUGGAUCAAUACUACAAUCAUGACCAGGAAAACUGUGACGCUAAGAUGAGUAAAUUGCACUAAUUCUGUAACGGGUUAUAGAAAUGACAUGAAGCUCAGGAGGUGUGAUUAGAAGUGUUUAUUGUUUUUAAUCAGUUUGUCAUCAAGCUAACAAUGUACUGUUAUUUUAUACGAGACGUCAGAACCCAACCUAUUUUUGUAAUGAAAAUGUGUUCGAUGAAUCACAAUAAAGCAAAGAGUGAUUUGAACAAAUGAAA